Molecule: messenger RNA, 900 nt
Organism: Coccinella septempunctata (seven-spotted ladybird)
Lineage: Eukaryota; Metazoa; Arthropoda; Insecta; Coleoptera; Coccinellidae
Gene: ND-24
Product: probable NADH dehydrogenase [ubiquinone] flavoprotein 2, mitochondrial
Exons: 6
Coding region: 121-855 (244 amino acids)
Biological process (GO): mitochondrial electron transport, NADH to ubiquinone
Molecular function (GO): NADH dehydrogenase activity
Source: RefSeq, a predicted model, not a curated record
UGACGUGAUGUCAUGUUAUGUCAUGAAUUUAACAGCUGAGAAGUGAGAACCUGAGAAUUUCAAAGUUUCAUAAUUGGAAAAUUGGGGUACUAGUCUAUUGAUUUGAAUUUUUAAUUGUUUAUGAUGUUGAAAUCAUUGGAAACGUUUGGUAAACUUGUGGGUCGUUUCGCAGGAAUUCGUUCCCUACAUUCCACAGCUCCCCUUCAACAUGAUAGCUUGUUUGUACAUAGGGAUACUCCCGAAAAUAAUCCAGAUAUCAAAUUUGAAUUCUCUCCAGAAAACCAGAAGAGAGUCGAUGCUAUCCUAGCUAUAUAUCCAGAAGGGCAUAAACGUGCAGCAAUGAUUCCCCUUCUAGAUUUGGCUCAACGACAGUAUGGUUGGCUGCCCCUUUCUGCUAUGCAUAAAGUUGCUGAAAUUUUAAAUCUGCCAAAAAUGAGGGUAUAUGAAGUAGCUACUUUUUACACCAUGUUCAUGAGGAAUCCAACUGGCAAAUAUCAUGUACAAGUUUGUACCACAACACCAUGUUGGCUUAGGGGUUCUGAUGAAGUUUUGGAAGCCUGCAAAGAAAAUUUGGGUAUUGGAGUUGGAGAAACAUCCAAAGACAAAAUGUUCACCAUUUCUGAAGUUGAAUGUUUAGGGGCUUGUGUUAAUGCUCCAAUGAUGCAAAUAAAUGAUGACUACUAUGAAGACUUGACAGUGAAUGAUACAAAUGAAAUUUUGAACGACUUGAAGGCUGGCAAGAAGCCAAAAGCUGGUCCAAGAAGUGGAAGAUUUGCAUCAGAACCUCAUGGUGAACCAACAUCACUGAAAGGAGAUCCACCAGGUCCUGGAUUUGGUGUUCGUCCAGAUUUGUAAAGUUGUAUUAGCCUGAGAAAGCCUAAUUAAAUGUUAUAUUUAUUA